AUGGAGAGUGGUAGUGUGUAUGAAAAUGCCAGAGCCUAUUCAUACAUGGCGUGCUCUCUUUUGAAGCUCUUCACUCGGUCUGUUCAGAAUUAUUCCAACUCCCUCAAUCACACAAGGUUUUCUACAUCUGAAUUCUUCAAGUUCACUCUAUACAGAUUUCUUUACAACGCUAACACAAGCGAAAGAGUAAGCCCAGUGCAGAGCUUUCUUUACGACAAACACUUGGCAUACACUGGUAUGCAUUCUGUUCCUUUUGCGUUUACGAUCUGUGAGACCUUCCGAUGUACUCCUUUCCGAUUACUCUCAACAGUGUAUGCAACGAGAUUUGAACAAGAGAUAGAAGCUCUGCACUGCAUCUUCGACAUGGUAGACCGAGCAGAUGAUAAGUAUAAGAGACAGAUGUGGAAGUAUGCACGAAUCUUCGGCACUAGUUUUUUCUCUGCUUUGCAAACAAAAAAAUGUCCCAAGUUUGCAUUUAUCUUAGCAUCCAUACUGAAGCGAGAAAAUCCUGCAGCCAACUCCCAUAUCUUAGAGAUUAAACAGUUUGAAGAAAUCCCUGUUGAGGGUAGACAAAAAAUAGAGGAUGGGUGUAAGGUCCUGGUACAAGUUCUCAGGAAGGAGAGGCCACUUCUUCUGUCUCUAAAUAAGUUUUAUGUUUCUGUCUCUAUUAGUUACAGUUUCAGAGGAGACUUUAUUAGUUAAUUCCGGUUGGAUGUUACUUUUAAAUAUUUGGUUUUCCCUUUCCUUAUAUUUUCGUAAUGCAUAUUUUGUCUUUAUGUCAUUUGUGUUGGUUUUCAUGAUGGCCUCUGAUUAUAUUGUUGAAUUAUUAAAUCCUAAGGUAGAAAACAACUGUCAAACAGAGAAUUUUUGUGGCUAUAAUGCA
Vigna unguiculata (cowpea) is the source of this 883-nucleotide messenger RNA. The record is from RefSeq and is a predicted model, not a curated record. Lineage: Eukaryota; Viridiplantae; Streptophyta; Magnoliopsida; Fabales; Fabaceae.